Molecule: messenger RNA, 1107 nt
Organism: Chelonoidis abingdonii (Abingdon island giant tortoise)
Lineage: Eukaryota; Metazoa; Chordata; Testudines; Testudinidae
Source: RefSeq, a predicted model, not a curated record
AGGGCCCGCCGGGGCCGGGCCAGGCCGCCAUUGGCUGUGGGGGGAAGCCGGGCAGCUGGGGCCGUCAUUCAGAGGAGCCAGGGGCAUCCGCAGCUCCACUGCUGCUCGGCUCCGUCCUGCACCCCCAUGGCCCCCCCCACGGCCUGGCUCCUGCUGGGCCUGCUCUGCACCCUGCAGCCCCCUGGGGUCCGUGGCAACCAUCGCCACGGCGACGUGGAACCCCUGCAGCAGGCCCAGGGGCAGCUGCAUCACCACGACGACCCUGGCCCUGGCCACGGAGAGCCCCAGGGGCAGCCACAUCACCAUGGCGAGAAGGAGCAGCCCCACAGUCGCCACGGAGACGUGGCACGCCCCCAGCAGGCUGAGGGACAGCUGCCUCCAGAGGCCCCUGGCCACCACCAUUACCAUGGCGACGUAGAGCCCCAUGGGCAGCCCCUCUUCCACAGUGACCGCCACUAUCACCAUGGCGAUGAGGAGGCACAGCCCCAUGAGGCAGAAGAUGCCCCUGGGCCCCGUCGCCACGACGACAAGGAAGAAGAUGCCCCCAGGCGCCGUCACCAUGACGCUGAGGAGGAUGAGGACGAGGACCGUUGGCGCCCCCAGCCCGAGGAGGAGGAGGAGGAAGAUGAGGAUGGCCACACUGGGCACAACGAGGAAUCGGAUGAGUCCAAGGAGGAAGGGGACGAGUCCAGGGAGAGGGUCCUGAGGAAGCCCCACGGGGCGGAGGAGAGAUGGGGCAGGGCACACCAGGGGGAGGUAGAUGAUGAGGAAGAGGAAGAGGAGGAGGAAGAAGACGACGGCUACCAGCCGGGCUCUGUAUGCCAAUACUGUGCCUUCUGCAAGCACUGCGGGGAAUGUGAGAAGUGCCCAUGCAAGGCGGGCGACACCAGUGAGCACUGCGAGUCCUGCCAGUACUGCCAGUUCUGCUACGUGUGCCCCCUCCUCUGUGAGACGGGCUGCCAGCCAGGGGGCAUCAUGGACCAGCUCUCUGGGGCCUUGGUCCAGUUUGUCUCAUCAUCUUCGAACAAGGACAGUGAAAGGCUCGGGGGGAAAAAUUUUUUUGGGGUGGGAAGAACCUGGCUCUCUGACCCUUAGAGUUAAAGGGGC